AUGGUGGAACUUCUACGCAAAGUUGGUAUGGAAACUUGCAAACCGCUUUCGACACCGAUGUCGACCACUGCACCAGUCACCUCCAAUGACUCUAAGCCCUUUGAUGAUCCGACGGCAUACAGGAGCCUUGUUGGGUCGUUAAUGUAUCUGCUCAUUACCCGCCUCGACUUAUCUUAUGCAGUUAACCGCCUAUGCCAGUUCAUGCACAGUCCAACGGAGGAACACUGGGUAGCACUUAAAAGAGUGAUGCGGUAUAUUCAAGGGACUCGAGAGCUUGGCCUCCGUUUCACACCUACCACUACACCGGUCCUGCAUACGUUCUCCGACUCAGAUUGGGCGGGAUGCUCGGUUGACAGGAAAUCCACGGGUGGUUACGCAGUCUUCCUCGGACCUAAUCUUGUGUCGUGGGCCUCCCGGAAACAACGCACGGUAGCUCGUUCAUCAACUGAAGCCGAAUACAAAGCCUUAGCUGAUGCUGCAGCCGAGGUAACCUAG
This is a messenger RNA of Ipomoea nil (Japanese morning glory), 495 nucleotides long. RefSeq lists its product as uncharacterized. Bases 1 to 495 code for a protein of 164 amino acids. Lineage: Eukaryota; Viridiplantae; Streptophyta; Magnoliopsida; Solanales; Convolvulaceae. The transcript has a single exon. The record is from RefSeq and is a predicted model, not a curated record.